Messenger RNA from Phlebotomus papatasi, 747 nucleotides. RefSeq names its product 39S ribosomal protein L11, mitochondrial (gene mRpL11). Gene Ontology annotation, molecular function: structural constituent of ribosome; large ribosomal subunit rRNA binding. NCBI's taxonomy places the organism in Eukaryota, Metazoa, Arthropoda, Insecta, Diptera, Psychodidae. The record is from RefSeq and is a predicted model, not a curated record. Gene Ontology annotation, cellular component: mitochondrial large ribosomal subunit; ribosome. Gene Ontology annotation, biological process: translation. Bases 111 to 701 code for a protein of 196 amino acids. The transcript has a single exon.
CCAGAGGGCAGCUCGGCUCAAAAACAUAACCUAACUUUUGUGUUUCUCAAAUUGUUUUGAAUUGUUUUUCUGGAAAAAAGAGUGAAUUUGGAAAUAAAAGUGGUUGGAAAAUGUCCAACACAAUUGGGAGAUUGAAAAGUUUGAAGAAGGCCGUGGAUAAAGUGAGUCACACUUCGAAAUUGCGGACAAAUAUCCCUGCAGGAAUGGCAGUGGCAAGUCCUCCACUCGGCCCAAUGUUGGGACAACGAGGCAUCAACAUUGCAGCCUUCUGCAAGGAUUUCAACGAACGCACGAAGGAUAUGAGGGAGGGAAUCCCCCUUCCAUGCCGGGUUUCUGUAAAAUCUGACCGAUCCUACGAGCUGGUGAUUCACAAUCCCCCUUGCACUUUUUUCGUGAAGCAAGCGGCAGGGAUAAAGAAAGGCGUUAUGAGUCCGGGAAGGGAGAUUGGUGGGAAAAUCACCUUGAAGCAUGUGUACGAGAUUGCUAAGAUUAAAAUCCAAGAUCCUCCAAAUGCCCUUUUGACGCUGGAGCAGAUGUGCAAUAUGGUAAUCAUCGCUGCCCGGACAUGUGGGAUUGAAGUUGUGCGGAACUUGGAUCCGGAAGAAUACGCGCAGUUCCUGGAGGAACGGAAGCUCGUAGUGGAGGACCAGAAGAAGGAGCUGCAGGAGAAGAGGGAGGCUAAAAUGCUCAGGACAGGAUAGUAAUUUUUUUCAAUUGAUUAGCAAUAAAGUAAUUUUUAUUUAAUCA